This is a messenger RNA of Suillus subaureus, 366 nucleotides long. RefSeq lists its product as uncharacterized. The transcript is spliced from 4 exons. The coding region runs from base 1 to 366 and encodes 121 amino acids. The record is from RefSeq and is a predicted model, not a curated record. Lineage: Eukaryota; Fungi; Basidiomycota; Agaricomycetes; Boletales; Suillaceae.
AUGCCUAUUACUGAUGAUGAAAAGGCCUUGGGCAAGGACAAGAGUGAUAUCUACGCUGUCAUCGCCAAACUCAUAUUUGCAAAUCACACCAAAUAUGGCCCUGCAUAUCAUCAGAAUCUGAAGAAAUUUUGCAAUUCAGUCACAAACCACAUUGUGGGUCUCAAAACCAAGUAUAUGAAGCUCAAGGCCAGAUUCACUGCUGGUGCUGGUGUACUGCCCAGUAGUGGUCAUCUGUUGGACUCCAAGAGAUCUGAGACAACCAAGACUGAAGGAUCUGAGAUAGGGAAGGGAAUACUUACCUUAAAAGUGUCAGUAGAAACGCCCAAACAUCUCAGUUCUUUCAAUAUACUGAGAUGUAAGCUUUAA